Molecule: messenger RNA, 2261 nt
Organism: Annulohypoxylon maeteangense
Lineage: Eukaryota; Fungi; Ascomycota; Sordariomycetes; Xylariales; Hypoxylaceae
Product: putative Zn(II)2Cys6 transcription factor
Exons: 6
Coding region: 174-1994 (606 amino acids)
Biological process (GO): DNA-templated transcription; regulation of DNA-templated transcription
Cellular component (GO): nucleus
Molecular function (GO): DNA binding; DNA-binding transcription factor activity, RNA polymerase II-specific; zinc ion binding
Source: RefSeq, a predicted model, not a curated record
UAAGAGGGUUCAGCACCUUCAGCUACAGUUUCACAAGCACAGAGACAAGCUUCACUAUCCACAUGGCAUAUAUAUUAUUCUCGAUCUACUACCUACCCAAUGCCGUUUGGAUCUUGGCAUCUCGGCCGAUAGUAGUUAGCUGAUUGCGUUACCUUCAAAACCAUAUCCGAACCAUGUCCGAUGUAGCUAUGGCAGUAGAGCCACGGCGACCACAGUUGAGAAUUGCGUGCGAAGAAUGUCGACGAAAAAGGAUUAGAUGCGAUAGGGGAACACCGCAAUGCAUGUCUUGUGCUACUUCUGGGAAAACCUGCGUUGUGAGACAAAACUGUCCGCGCAGAGGGCCAAAGAAGGGAUACCUCAAGACACUACAGAAUAAGAUAGAGGACCUACAGUCCCGGUUAAAUGAGGCCCAACUAGACGAACAACAAGAGACAUCGACUACCGAGACACGGAAUCCUUCUCCAUCUCUAGAGGAUGUCAACUCUGACAACGACAACGGCGGUUGCAUGGACAACAUUGAAGUUCAGAGCACAUCCACCGCCACCCCAAUAACAUUUAGUGAUAUUCAGUUAUGGACGCAACCGUUAGAAGUCCAAUUCCCUAUCAUGCAACCAGGACCAUGGGACUGUAUCGAGAACUCGUUUCCAGGCUCAGACUUUCCGUCCUUGGAUCAUACUCCAGAACCGUCUCCAUUUUCAAUGGGGGUUGGACUCCAUAUUACUCCCAUGAUGCAUAAUGACUUAGACCAGCUCUAUUUCGACCGGGCCUAUAUGUUUGCACCGAUAUUACAAGCACACCGCUACCGUUCCUGGUCCAAACAGCCAAAUAAGAGCAAGCACCAGACUUGCUUACAGCUUGCCAUGUGGACAUUGGCGUCAUCCCUCUCCAGUCAGUUCCAGGUUGCCGUACGGCAACUUUACAGUGAGACAAGACAGCUUCUACGUACGAUUGAGUCGGAAGAACCAUGUCACCAAGUAUCUAUCGAGCAGGCACAGGCUUGGCUCUUGCUUGCAAUCUAUGAGCUGACGUGUGAAGACUACCACCGAUGGAUGAUGUCCGCUGGAACGGCCUUUCGCUUGAUCCAGAUGAUGAGGCUAUAUGAACUUGAUAUACACCAAAGCCCUCCCACUACGCAGACCCAAGAACAAUAUUCUGUGCAACUUAGUCCUUUGGGGCAAGUACAAGAUGACUGGAUCGAUGUUGAAACGAAGAGGCGGACGUUCUGGCUUGCAUAUACAAUUGACCGCUUUACGAGUAUGGUCGAUGGAUUGCACAUGUUCUUCGACGACCGGAUGAUCCGUACCCUCCUGCCGGCUCCCGAGGCAAACUUUGCCAGUGGUCGUCCCAGGGAGAUGAGCUUUCUCGCGGAUAUAGUCCGCGAUGCCGACCUAGAGCGGCCUGACGAUGACUUCUCGUCUUUUACAGAGACCGUUAUCGUGGCUCACAUUUGCGGACGGGUCCUGGAACAUAAGCAGAGACCACUGACUAGAACGCUCGAUACUACUGUCGAAUUUUGCCGCCGACACCGAUGUAUUAACGCGCUAGUGGCUCAGCGUAUCAUGAUACUGCGAAUGCAUGCCUCAGUGGAGCACUUAGACCCCGUACUUACUUUUACUGCUCUGGCGGCACAUAUCUCUGUGCUUAUGCUCUAUGAUUUCAUCGAAUCUAAGCCAUUGGGUACCAAAGCACAAGCAACCCAGGUUACAAAAACUCUCCACGACGAGUAUAAGCAGCAAGCACUGGACGCUGUAGCCGAUAUACCUCUUCUGGUUGUCUCACUUGACCAGCACUUUCAGACACAUCCUUUGACGCCUAUCCUACUCCUCUUAGGUGCCAGAUUUUCGCAGUCGCAUCCUGGGCUGAAUGAUGCUUCUAAUAAGCUCAUGCCUUGCAUCAUAACGGCAUUGCAGGCCUCGGUCAACCUGAAUAGGCUUUCACAGGGCUUUCUCCAGCUCAUAGGACCUCAAAACGACAUUUAUGGGGCCUUCACCUAGUGUCGACUAGGCAAAUAUUUACACCGGUCGCAUCUACUAAUACUCAUUAAUCUUAUAGAAAUGGUGUCAUAUGAAUAUACCCGCGAAGAGCAAUCUUUCUACCAACAACCUGUAAAAGAUGGACAUGUUAAAGGGGCAGUUUCCGAGUGAACGAUUCAGGGCGCAGCUGUGGAUGGUGGGAUAUCCACAAGCUGCGGGACCUUCUCGUGGCGGCUCAAAGGGCCAAGGGCGAAUAUCAUGAUAAGGAAGACAGGCAUGAUGAAGGAC